ACGAAAACAUACAGCGCGAAGAGCGAAGACGCCCUCGGGCGCCAGUUUGGAAACGGCAUCGGCAGAGGGCGCCGCCAGCGGCGCAGCGCAACGGUCAGCGUUCAAACUUGUUCGCUCAGUUGCUGGAGCUGACGCUCGCUUGUGUAGCGUUUCGAAGUUUAUCUGGUUUUGGAAGCAUACGAGGUGACCGGAACAAACCAACCUGUGUACCUGGCAGUGCAUACAGCCACGUCAGAGCCAAGCGGAGUUGCACCAUGUCGAAAACGGUCCCGGACGAAAUCUUAUCGUCUUCUCCUGAGGGGUCUGAUCAAGAUGAUGCCACAUGGGACCUGUUCUCAUGCAACAGAAAGCGUCGUCGGAAACGUCAUUCAUCUAGCACAUUACCUGUUUCAACGGGGCGCCCUAAUGUAUCAGACAGUGAUGACAGUGACUGUGAUAGAGGCACAGAACCAGGUCCAUCAUCACGUGUCAGGAAUAUGACUUCAGGAACUCGAAUGCGAGGCAGCAGAACGCGCAGUCAGAUAAGACGUUCCUGUAGAACGUUCCCCGAUUCAAUGAGAUGCCAUAUUGCAUCAGAAAAUGUUGACAGUGACCACGAUACAAACACGGAAUCAAGUUCGUCAUCAGGUGUAAGCAGAACAACUUCAGGCUCUUUAAUGCAAGGGGGCAGAAAACACCUGCGGAAAAGACGGUCGUGUACAAAAUUGCCUGUCUCAACAAGAUACAUGACGGAAAGUGAUGAAAGUGGCCAUGAUCGAGAUGUGGAACCAGGCUCGUCAUCAGGUACCGAAAGUGACCCCAUCAGGGCGACAUCAUCUGAGGUCAGGGAAUUGGCCCCAAGCACUUCAAUGGAAAGGAGCGUAGAACAAUGUGGCAGAAGAUACCAGUGUGGAAGUCCUCCAUGUUUACCAAAUGACAGUACCCAAAGUGAUAGUAGCAAUGACGAUGACAAAGAACAAGGACCUUUGUCAUCACCUGUCAUUAAAACAGUGUCAGACAUCAUAAAAAAUGGAAACGCAUUUCAUGCCCUGGGGAUUUUCAAAGUUCCUGUUGUUAUCAUGGAGAAGCUGCAGGACGUGCCAGACUGUGCGAGACGCCGCAAAAGUUUUGUCUGCGCCGAGGCCAAGAUGUCGGUCCUUGGUACCAGUGGAUUGGAUUUUGUGUGGGACUCCUCCAACCCUUCUAGCAAAGUAGGAAGCCUGAAAACAAGUGACAGGUGUAGAGGGAAGAAGACUGUGAGGUUCAGUGAAAUCACGAGCGACAAGAGACACAGCACCCCAUUGCCAGGUUAUCGUGGAAUUGAGACAGUUCAUCAGUCUCCAAAAGAACUGGUGUGUGAGGAAGACUUGAUUGCAAAUGCAGAUGUUUCACUGCACGAUGUUGAUCGUCAGUCAUACAAGGUCUACGAUUUCAGCAUCUAUGACAAGGAUGGUCAGCCAUGCUACUUUGAAAGCAGACUCCUUCAGAAGAAGACAGUGUUUUUAAAAGGAAACGUCAAGGCGAUCUAUGAUGAUGGUGGCUACUCAGAGGGCAUUGCAUGUGGCAGUAUUGGACCGGUAACCUCGUGGUGGCUGACAGGAUUUAACAGUGGUGAUAAUGUUGUCAUUGGAAUGAGCACGGACUGUGCCGAUUACUACCUCGUGGAUCCUGAACCCGCCUACCGAAUAUUCAUGGCACAGAUGAUGCGACAGAUUGCCCUAACUAAAAUUGUUCUCGAAACCGUCAGCAACAAUUUGGAUUGCAGCUAUGAAGCUCUGGUUGAUGCAGUUGCAAGUCACAAGCCAUCGAAUGGUGAAAAGCCCUACGUGGAGAACGAGCUGCUUCAACAUGCUCGCUUUAUACUGGGUCAUGCGUGCAGCUAUGACUCCGCUCGUGCCAGCUGGGAGAAAGUCUCUGUCUCUUCAGCGCCUUGCAUGCAGAAGCUCGUCAACCUGUGCCGCAUAAAGCUGAGAAAUGGCCAGUCAAACUCUGAGCUGCAGAGUUACAUUAGACCAGGGCCAUCACCUGCAACCUGCACACCGAUAGUUCAUGAAGUCUUUGACAUGAUGUUUAGCCCAGAGAUGCACCAAAAUCUACUGGACUCUCCCAAGGAAAUGGAUAACAACAAGGAGCUAUGCCCAGAUAACGUCUCGGUCGGGACAGACGACAGUGUUAAUUUGAGCGUUUGGGCUCGAGGUGAAAGGAUAAUGCACGGCGACUAUGUCUUAAUAGAACACUUUGAAUCUUCAAGGGUGGGACGUGUAGUACGCUUUUUUACCGAGAGUUCUGUGCUAAUGGCACACCUGCAAUGGUUUUGUUUUCCAAAGGAGACAGUUCUUGGAGAGAUAGGAAAUCCCCAUGAACUGUUCAUGAUUCCAGACUGUGGUGACGUCAAAGUUGAGAAAAUACUGCAGAAAAUGAAGGUACUCCGGCACGAUAUCACCAAGACCUGGAACUCCAAUGCUGAUACACUUCCAUUUGAGAAGGACAAUGUGAACGGCUACUUCUACUCAAAACUGUACAACAGAGAUGAAAACAGGUUUGAAGAUGCUCCAGAUACUAUAUCCAGCGAAGCUGACGGUGAUCUGUGCUACAACUGCAACCUCAAAAGGGAACAAGAAAUGGAUGAAAUGGUUAAACUUUACAAGGCAGCACACAGUGCUGAUACAUAUGCUGCUGUAAGGUGGCACAGAGAGACAUACCGCCCAGGGGACUUUAUUCUUUUAGAACCCGGUACGUUCGGCUUUGCAAAGGAUCAGCAUGGCAUUAAGCGGUCAGGAGCACAACCAUGCCAUAUUGCUGUCAUCAAGCGCAUUUUCAAAGACCUCAAAUCAAACAGCCGUUCAGCAAAUAAUGUGAUGCUCCAGGUUUCAAAAUAUUACAGACCAGAGGACACUGCUCUUGGGAGUGCUUCCCUGCACAUGAAUGUUAUCUUCGCAUCUGAAGAAUUGUCCACCGUGCAUCUCAGUGCCGUUGUUCGGAAGACAAAUGUGGAGUAUGUCGCAUCUCCACCUACAUCCGCUAUUUGGGAUCUGCACAACAAGUUUUUUUGUUCACAGUCUUACUGUGCCGAAACAAGAACUUUCACUGACCUGACCUGCCUCGAAGCUCGUCAAAAUGAGGAUGGAGACAAGGAGUAUCCUGCAGUGCGAAGACUUCGUACCCUGGAUGUGUUUGCUGGAUGUGGUGGGCUCUCUUUGGGAUUUGAAAUGGCAGGAGUCAGUGAGACCCGUUGGGCAUUGGAGCACUGUGAUGCUGCAGCCAGGGCAUUUCAGCUCAACUUCCCAGAUGCUACAGUGUUCAUCGAGGACUGCAACUCUUUUCUUAAGGAUAUCCUCGAAGGAAAGGAGACUGGUAGCAAAGGCAAACGUCUUCCUCAAAGAGGAGAUGUUGAACUUCUUUGUGGAGGGCCUCCUUGUCAAGGCUUCAGCCUCUUGAAUAGGUUUCGUGACGGGCGGUCAGCACGGUUCAAGAACUCCCUGGUUGCAUCCUAUUUGAGCCUGUGCGACAUAUUCCGACCUCGCUACUUUGUGCUGGAGAACGUCCGAAACUUUGCCUACGUGGAACAGCACCUAGUGCUCCAGCUCACCAUCAAAUGCUUGCUGCGUAUGGGAUACCAGUGCGCUUUCAACAUCUUACAGGCUAGAUCCUUCUGUCUGCCACAAGACCGCAAGAGGUUUUUCAUAAUUGCUGCAGCACCAGGAGAAAUUUUGCCAAAGUUUCCGAAACCAUGGUCCUGUUCCCGAGAUCGAUCGAGUCACUUGAAGGUUUGUGGGCAAAAGUAUGAAUUGAACACCUCUUUGAAAUAUGCCCCACUGCGAGCAGUAACGAUCCGAGAUGCCAUCAAGGACCUGGCCUCGGUUGAUACAAGAGGAGAUGUUGCAGCAGCACCAGAACCUGUAUCACAGUUCCAGCAGAUCAUGAGCGGUGAUAACCAAGGACUACUGAAGGACCACCACGCCAAGAAACUAAAUCCACUUAUUGAGGCCCGACUGCAGCACAUUCCAAAGCAUCCUGGAGCCAACUGGCAGCAUCUCCCAGAUAUUGCGGUCCCACUUUCCAAUGGCUCUAUGACAGAAAAAUUAGCCUACCACGAUUUCGGCAAUGGUGUGAAAGCGCUGUGCUGCUGCGCCGUGGGAUCGCCAUGCUUAAAGAGCAUGUACUUCCAGAAGAACACGUUGCGUCCAUGGAACCUCACCCACAAACUGGAAAGGGCAAAGGCCGUAGAGAUGCGCGGAGAUGACAGCAGGGCAUAUUCAAGGCUCGACUGGGACGGGCACGCCAUUACACUUACCACUACUGGAGUUGGCAGCACGCACGGCUGCAUUCAUCCAGACCAGGACAGAUUUCUGACACCACGCGAACGUGCACGUGUGCAGGGUUUUCCCGACAAGACUGCCUUUGUGGGUUCCAUAACCGACAAAAACAAGCAGAUUGGAAAUGCAGUGCCGCCUCCACUUGCAGCAGCUGUGGGCUAUGAGAUUGUAAAGAGUCUUGCUGCAUCACAGGAGGAGAGGACAGGGUGCUGCUUUUCACACUAACUAUACUGAGGACACUUUCUACUAGUGCUAUUUUAUUUUAAUCAUAUUUUUACUCGCUAUCAUCCAUUGUUUUUAUAUUGCCAAGCACUGUCAUUGAAUGCCUAGACUCAUUUUGUUGUGCCAUUUUGCGGAAGCUGCAAUUUACUUUGUACUUGUACGCGAUAAUGAAAUCUGCAGUGUAUCCCGGUUAAAGAUCAUGUGGCCUUAAUCAAUCAAUCAAUCAAUCAUGUCACACUUAGAAUGCCGAUUUUGAUUAUUAUUGACAACCAAAGUAUUUUCCAUGGUAUAAUUUAACACUGUUUGAAACUGUUUCAUCCACUGGUAGGCCACAGUGACAAAGUCUAGUCUACAUAGCUCAUUUACCGAGUACAUUCUAUCAUUUGUGCUUCACAUAAACGCAUUUCUGCACAACUCACUUGUAUUUCAAGUAUGUCUGUGUCUAUACAAUAUAGCUAUCCUAUCACGGCCCAUCAUUGAUGAAAACGUAAAAUAGAUCAUUGCAAACAAACGAUCAUGCUCAGAGCUUCCUUCAUAUCGAAUCAAGUUUCAUUAAUCGUACCAUAAUAUCUGUGUUUGUAUGCUUUUAUGCUUGCUGCAACAUGUUUUAAUGAUGGCUGAUGUAGCUUAUUUUCUGCCAUUGGUGUGUGACAAGGACAACCACAUGUAACUGACAUUUUUAAAGCCCAUGCCUGUCCGUAGGAAACUUUUAGACUGCUCAGAAGCACCUUACCUUGUGUGUGUGUACCUUGUGUGGCUAUUAUUUUUUUAUAACCUUUUGAACUUCAUGAAUUUACUGCACUUAAUACUAUGUUUUUUGAUUACUAAAACAAUGUUUAAUGGAAAUAGGUGAGGUAAAGUUUAUGCUUGAAUAUGUGCUGCCUUUCCUGCCGAUGGUAUUAUGUCAAUGACGGUUGAGAAAUGCUAUUCCAACUUUAGAAAUGCAGGUGCGGGUGUUGUUUUAGAUUAAAUUUAUUUUAUUCCUUUGCUCGUCCUGCCUAUUCAUGGGCAGAGGGAACAUUAAAAUUGAAUUGAAAUAAAUUCUGUCAAAUGGCUGUUCCUGGCCGUUCGAGAUUGAUUCUGUCUAGUGCUGUGACAUAUUGCUGCCUAUAGAAGUAGCUUGUUUUGUGUUGUAACUUGUGCUUGAAAUGUUUAUACUAUAUAUAUAUUUGAUGAUCUGAGUUAUAUUUGUGAUCCUGAUUAUAUUUAGAGGUUUUACUAGUAUACUGUUAUAAUGUGGUUGAACUGUCAAAUCUAGGACAACAUUUCUUUCAGUAUAGUGCCUUCAAUACUAAGUCAAUGCAUGUAGAGGCCAAACAAUGUGCUGACAGUGCCAUAAUUAGUUUGGAAGCAGAUAAUAUAGCUACUUAGCUGUUCAAUUAACAUUUUGAACCUGCCUGCUUUUAGAAUAUAGAAAAUAAAUAAAUAAAUAAAACAGCGAAACACAGAAUGCACCUUGCAUUGAAGAACAAGAUGGGAAAAUUUCCACUGUAAUAAUUACCACAGCCCUGUUUUACCCUUAGUUAUUUAAGAGAAACAAGGUUUAAAGAUAGUUACGUUUUGUGUUAGACACCAUAGGUUUUCUUAACACCAGAAUUGUAGGCAAGGACAGUGGAUAAAAGCAAUACGUGCUCCUUUGUAAAGAAGACAGGCUUUGUAUUGUUCUCUCUGGUAGCGGUCAGAAUGAGUUAAUUUGCAUAAGAGAUGUUCCACAAAACAUGGACGUGUCUUUCUGUUUGCACGUUUCAUGAAGUGCUUUUUGUUAUGGUUCAGUGACACAUGCCCGUGUGCAAUAGUAUUUCUCUCUAGUAACUGCAUGAAGAACUUUUGGUGCUAUUUUAUGAAUACUGUACCCAUUUUACCAAAUAUUUAACUGACGCUUGCAGUCUCAAGAAUCUGUGUGGGAGUAGUUUUCAGAAUGUUUGUGGGUGCACGCAGGUGUGUGUAUGGGGGGGCCAUGCGCACCUUUUCCUGUAAGACAGCUGUGAUAUGGGAUUAUUUCGAUGCAGGCCACUACUUUUGCUUCUAAAAGAUAAUUUAUUGCAAAUUUUGUUCAGUGAUGAUUAUGCUAAAUUGUGCAUUGUAGAGGAAUACAAAAAUAAUCUAUUUUACAAUGAUGUUACACGUAAUGUUGGCCCUAUAUUACAUUACCAAUCUGAGUAUCUCAUGUCUCAGCAGGACAAAGUUUAUCUUGUCUGGUUCUUGCAUAGAGGUGUACAAAGAUUACAGUCUGUCUCAGCUUAUCUGGAGAUAAGGGCUAUGGCUCUGUUUGCCUUAUCUUUGUGUGAUGGCCCUCCAUAAACCCUUCUGAUAACAACUUUCAGAGCACCCUGUUUUGAGCUUGUCUCAUAGGAUGGCGAGUGAACAUAAUUAUAUUGCAAUAUUAAACAGUGUUACACUUGUUAAGAAAAAAAAAAAUCUGGAUUUUUGAUUAACCCACGAUUGUUUAAACAGACGUUAUUUUGCGAAAUGUGUAUAUAUAUAUAUAUAUAGGCUACAAGUAACGAAGAGGCUUGGGAAGCCGUAUAAGGAUUAAAAGCAGUUGCUACUUUAUUACAUUAAUAAUUAAGGGGAGUUACUAGAAAUAGAUAGUUACAGUUAGGGGUCAACGUUUCUGCAGUCUGCGCUACCUUCACCAGUCCUGUUACUUCAAAAGGUCUGACUCUUUCGGGUUAAAUGUCUUUCUUGGAGUCAGAGUCGAGGGGGGGGGGAUCUAGUGCUAUUUUGAAAUAUGAAAUUUGGUGCGAAAUUGGGUGCUAUUGAAACAAUCGACUAUCAGGUUUCUUUUUCAUUGUGUCCAGCAAGUGGCCCAUAGUUAGAGGUGCACAUAUUAGUCAAACAUGCAUUCUUCGCAAUCUGUAGUCACAAACACCACAUCAUGUCACGUUAAAUGUGCUUUGUAUAGUUUGUUGCUGCACUCAGAUAAUAUCUUCAUCAGACGUGUACACUUAUUGCUACUAAAUCGUGUAAGUGGUUAGAAUUCAGGGAGAAGUCGGGGUUUUUCCAAAUUGGUCUGAAACUGCUUCGGGUGGGAACAAUAUGGUUUGCAUGAAAACGUCGGACCUUAAAUGUAUAUUGUACAUGCUAAAGGGUUUGGUGCGUACCUGGACUUAAAGAUUAGUGUUUUUGAAUGUUACUGCCAAUGUAAUUGCAUCUUUUUACUCUUCUUUUUCCCAUAAAACAUUGUAUCAGGAAGUGCACUCAUUGUUGAAGGCAGCAGAAACGUCUGUGCAAUCGUUUAACACGGACUUGAACACAUGAAGUUACUAGUAUUGAGGUACAGUAUUUUAGGAGGUUUUAUAUUGCAAGUGUACAGCAGUUUUUUUCAACAUGCUAUGUACAAUAUGCUUCACUGGAAAGUGAAAGUAAAAUUGAUCAUUCUGCA
This is a messenger RNA of Ornithodoros turicata, 7902 nucleotides long. RefSeq names its product DNA (cytosine-5)-methyltransferase 1-like. Gene Ontology annotation, molecular function: DNA binding; chromatin binding; DNA (cytosine-5-)-methyltransferase activity. Gene Ontology annotation, biological process: negative regulation of gene expression via chromosomal CpG island methylation. Bases 255 to 4520 code for a protein of 1421 amino acids. Gene Ontology annotation, cellular component: nucleus. The transcript has 35 exons. The record is from RefSeq and is a predicted model, not a curated record. Lineage: Eukaryota; Metazoa; Arthropoda; Arachnida; Ixodida; Argasidae.